AUGCCUAACCAGGGACAAGAAGAGACAGUGGCACUGGAGUCAAUAAGAGCAACAAGCACAGUAAGCACCGUAAGCACAGUAACAGCAGCAACGACACCAACAUCGACCACAGCCUUGCCAAGUACAAUCCCAGCAGAAUCAGAAACAGCAUCGCCCGCACCUACGCCGACAACAAUAACGAAACCAAUUGAUGCUGGCUUGGCAGCACCAGCAGUAGCAGGGCUAGGGCUAGACUCGGAAUCCAACGGCGAGUUCUCGUGCAACAUCUGUUUCGAUACCUCCAUGUCUCCCGUCCUCACCCUCUGCGGGCACUUGUUCUGCUGGGCUUGUCUGCAUCAAUGGCUCGAGGCACAACAUCAGAACCCAACAUGCCCCGUCUGUAAGGCAGGAUGUGCACAGGACAAAGUCAUCCCCAUCUACGGACGAGGCAAGGAGCAGCUCGAUCCCAGGUCGACAACGCCAAAGAGGCCUGCGGGGCAGAGACCGGAACCGUUGAGGAAUCCAAACCAGACGGGAUUUGCAUUGGGAACAGGACAGGUGACAUUCACGGGGACCAUGCUGCCCCCUUUCAUGUUCACGCCCUUUGGCAUCCAGUACGGCGCCACCUACAGCGGCACCAUCGGCGGCAACGGCGCAGUACAAACCCCGAUGCAGGCAUAUGUGUCACGGAUGUUCUUUAUGCUUGGCACUUUGAUCCUUGUAGGGAUCCUGCUCUACUAA
Molecule: messenger RNA, 720 nt
Organism: Linnemannia hyalina
Lineage: Eukaryota; Fungi; Mortierellomycota; Mortierellomycetes; Mortierellales; Mortierellaceae
Source: the annotation of a GenBank genome assembly